AUGUCUGAUAAGAAGAGUGAUGAUCUGAUGACUGACCAGAUGAGUAGUUCCGAGCCACAACAACACCGGGAAAAGUGUGAAUGCUGUAAAGAAUAUGGGAAUGCCUUAGCUUUUGGAUUAUUUCGUAAAAAGCAAAUUGGACAUGAUAUGAAAGAACUACUUAAAACCGGUUUGAAUAGAUGCUUAACAACACUGGACCUGACUGCAUACGGAUUGGGAUCAAUGCUUGGUGGGAGUAUAUAUGUGCUUACCGGUGCUGUAAUGAACAGACGAACUGGGCCGGCUGUCUUUGUUGCCUACAUACUGGCUGGCUUUGUGGCUUUACUUAAUUCUAUGAAUUAUUCAGAAUUAGCAUGUCGUAUACCGAAAGCUGGAUCAUCCUACACAUAUACAUAUAUCAUAAUGGGUGAAUUUCCCGCAUUCAUAACAGGAUGGUCAAUAUUACUGGAGUACAUACUGGGUAUAUCGCUUGUGGCACGCUGUUGGAGCAGCAUGCUUGACAGUCUUGCUGAUAAUCACAUAAGUAGGUGGACAAUAGAAAGUGUUGGUAGAUUAUCUCCUCCGGGGGAAUAUUGGCUGAAUAUUAUGACUUUGUUGGUGUAUUAA
Messenger RNA from Heterobilharzia americana, 606 nucleotides. The record is from the annotation of a GenBank genome assembly. Lineage: Eukaryota; Metazoa; Platyhelminthes; Trematoda; Strigeidida; Schistosomatidae.